CGCAAUACGGCAUCCAUAUCGGUGAGCGAGCUCCGAACUCUCCACAAGAGAAGCUCAUAUAAAAACCAAUGCUUCCAAUAUCCAGCACCGUAUCAUUUAGAGGAAUUCACCAAACCACGUAAGAGAGUCUAUGGACAGGGACUAUUAGGAGGUAUCCAGUCACUUCUUAACAUAAACCUCGUAAUACCCAGCCCCAAUGGCAGUCAAAGCACGGCGCGUAGCCGUAAUCGGUGCCGGGCCGGCAGGCGCCAUCGCCACCGACGCGCUCGCCAAGGAGCAAGCGUUCGACACGAUCCGGGUGUUCGACCGGCGGGCCGGAAUCGGCGGCACCUGGAUCUACACCCCUCACCUGCCGACCGCGAUCCCGUCUCUCCCCGACUUAGUCUCCGGCAAGGCGGACGUCGCGGUCGAGGUGCCGCCGAUCCUCCCCGCCACCACGCCUGUCUCCGAGGAGGUCAAUGGGUACCAGCGCCGGUUUGCGGACACCGCGCUGCAUGAGAAUCUGCAUAGUAAUAUCACCCCGGAUAUCAUGAGUUACACCCAGGAGCCGUUCCCGAAUAAGCUGUCCCAACGCACGCUGGCGGACUACGGACCCGGCGCGCCGUUUCGGCAUCAUACGGUUAUCCGCGAGUGGGUCGAGGGGAUAUUCUCGCGUGGUGGACAUGAGAAGUUGCUUGAGUUGAACACGACGGUAGAGCGGGCGGAGAAGGUUAAUGGUGAGUGGGUGCUUACGCUGAGGAAGGAGACGCUGGGGAGGAAUUACUGGUGGAGGGAGACGUUUGAUGCGCUGGUUGUGGCGACGGGGCAUUAUAACGUGCCUUGGUUCCCGAAUGUACCGGGGCUGCUGGAGUAUGAUAGGAGGUUUCCUGGGAGGAUACUGCAUAGCAAGCAUUUCCGCAAUUCGUCGAAGUUUAAGGGGAAGCGCGUGGUCGUGGUCGGAGGCUCUAUAUCCUCCCAUGAGGUUGUUCACGAAAUCCUAGAUGUGGCCAAGACUCCAGUCUAUGCUUCUGUGAGGGGAGAGCCUAUUCCGGCGUUCGGGUGGGAGCCGUUCCUGCAUCCGGAUAUAGUCAUCAAGAAGGAAAUCAAGCGCCUGGACCCAGAGACCGGGCGUGUCGAUUUCGUUGACGGCUCGACCCUCGAUGAUGUGGAUUACAUAGUCUUCGGGACAGGUUACACGUUUAGUGUCCCAUAUAUCCCCCACGUCCAAGAGCGAAUUCUUAAUGCCUACCGCCGUCUACCGGGAGUGUAUCAACACACGUGGGAUAUCGAGGAUCCAACGUUGACCUUUGUCGGGAUGCUUGGCGGUGGCUUCACCUUCCGUGUCUAUGAAUGGCAAGCCGUAGCAGUCGCGCGCCACCUCGCUGGACGUGCGAACCCGUUACCCCCUAUCGCAGAGCAGCUCGAGUGGGAGAGGAAGCGCGUAGCCGAGCGAGGUGGAGGGAAGGACUACUACUCCAUUGCCCCUGACUACGGCACAUAUUUCGAGUUUCUGCGGGGCAUUGCUGGUGAACCGGCACCGGGGACCACGGGACGCGUGCUACCCGUUUUCGACGAAAAGCAGUUGGAAGUCUGGACGGGAAUGGUGGCCUAUAAGAUAGACGGUUUCAAGCGUAAGAGGAGGAGAGCGGAGGAAGCGAGGGGUCAGGUCAAGGCGAAGUUGUGAUUUCAGAGAUUAGAGGUGAGAUCAAGCGAUUGUUAGCUAGAGAAGCUUUGGAUGGCAAUUGGUUGAACUUCGAAGCAAUCAUCCUAUCC
Messenger RNA from Annulohypoxylon maeteangense, 1752 nucleotides. RefSeq names its product FAD/NAD(P)-binding domain-containing protein. The record is from RefSeq and is a predicted model, not a curated record. Gene Ontology annotation, molecular function: N,N-dimethylaniline monooxygenase activity; flavin adenine dinucleotide binding; NADP binding. The transcript is spliced from 3 exons. NCBI's taxonomy places the organism in Eukaryota, Fungi, Ascomycota, Sordariomycetes, Xylariales, Hypoxylaceae. Bases 197 to 1663 code for a protein of 488 amino acids.